AUGAAAACUUCGAUAUCGUCAUGUGUGUGGGAAAGGAAGAAAGCUUUGAUCAGUACGUUAUACGUGGAGGAGGAAUGGCCUCUCAAGCAUGUCCUCAAACAGAUUCGUUCGGAUGAUUUUAACCCAAGUGAGACACAAUUGCGAAGCCGCUUGAGGAAAUGGCGGGCCACCAAGCUUUCCCGUAAGAUUCGUAGGCCCCCUGGUUACGAUUCGGGGGACGGCGAGUCUGAAAAGGAUGAGAAGGGAUCCUCAGCUACUCCUCCACACAAUGAAGGGCCAUCACCGGGGACAAAGGGGACAUCCACCACAGGCUGGGAUUGGUCAGGUCUUCCGGCCUGCGCACUACUAGAUGUGCAGUCCCAGCCGAUAGACCAGAAGAGGAAAGCCUCUAUGGCUCAACAGUUGGUACCGAGUCCAUUGGUAGAGAAUUUCCAUACCUCAGACAGAUCCCAUGCCGCCCGAACUUUCCGAGAUCUCAACCCGCCUGCUACCUCCUUUGAGCAGCCGGUUAGGACCUCUCCAGUCGCCAAAGGUCUCAUUGUGAGCACCACAUUUGCUGUGAUGCCUUCCACCCUGGGGUACCCCGUCUAUCCUGGCUCAUGUAUACUCAAUCCAAUGCCAACAACCAACCCCACAAUGGCAGCGUGGCCACCUUGCCCCGUCUCUCCCGACCUGGGUCUUAAUCCCACCUUGCAACCCGGAUGGUGGUACUCCAUGGCUUUCGAAGCCACCAAUACUCCGCCAGGAGUGCCCCACUCUGCAUCUGGGGAUCUCUCUGUAUCAUAUCAUCAGGAAUAUAUUCCUGUCGCGGUCCCAUUAUCCCCGGGUGCUUACCCUCUUGAGCUGGCUCACUAUAGAACCUACGAGCCUAGGCAUUGGAAGAGCGACUUUUCUCUCGAAUAUGACUAUCAUGGACGGCUCAAACAUGGCGAGAGGAAACCCCUCCCGCCUCACCAGCCAUACCUUGCGAGCAUGGUGCCAUUGCCGUAUAGCGCGACUGAUAAAUCAAAUAAAGGUAAUUGGCCCUCCUAUUGUCCCGAGCAUGGGCCGGGACCCGAUGGUGCAGUAUUCUAG
Messenger RNA from Penicillium atrosanguineum, 1074 nucleotides. RefSeq names its product Clr5 domain-containing protein. The coding region runs from base 1 to 1074 and encodes 357 amino acids. The record is from RefSeq and is a predicted model, not a curated record. Lineage: Eukaryota; Fungi; Ascomycota; Eurotiomycetes; Eurotiales; Aspergillaceae. The transcript has 2 exons.